Messenger RNA from Rotaria sp. Silwood1, 133 nucleotides. Lineage: Eukaryota; Metazoa; Rotifera; Eurotatoria; Philodinida; Philodinidae. The record is from the annotation of a GenBank genome assembly.
AUGCCAGCCAUUGUUAUUGAACGUCCAAAUUUACCAACAGAAAUGCGUGAUGCAUUGAAAAAACAUAUUUUACGUGAAAGACAAAGAAAAAAAGAAGAAGCUGAUGCAAAUGAAGCCGAUAAACAAAGAAGAC